UGCGGGCCCGGGUAGCGUGUGCGCACGCGCGGGGCUUUUGCUGGGCGUCAUGGCGGACGCGGGGUCUGGCGUGCGGGGUACUCUGCUUCAGUUACAGGAGUCCUUGUCCGCGGCCGACCGCUGCGGAGCGGCGGUGGCCAGUUGUCACCUGCUGCGGGGCCUGGGGCAGGAGUGCGUGCUGAGCUCCGGCCCUGCGCUGCUGGCAUUACACACUUCCUUAGUUUUUUCCAAAGAUUUUGGUUUGCUUGUAUUUGUUCGGAAAUCACUUAGCGUUGAUGAAUUUCGUGAUUGUAGAGAAGAAGCCCUAAAGUUUUUAUGUGUUUUCUUAGAGAAAAUUGGCCAGAAGAUCACACAUUAUUCUCUCGAUAUUAAGAAUACUUGUACCAGUGUUUAUACAAAAGAUAAAGCUGCUAAAUGUAAAAUUCCAGCCCUAGAACUUCUUAUUAAGUUACUUCAGACUUUGAGAAGUUCGAGCCUCAUGGAUGAAUUUAGAGUUGGAGAGUUAUUUAGCAAGUUCUAUGGAGAACUUGCGUUGAAAACAAAAAUACCAGAUACAGUUUUAGAAAAGAUAUAUGAGCUCCUAGGAGUAUUAGGCGAAGUUCAUCCUAGUGAGAUGGUAAAUAAUUCAGAUAAACUCUUCCGGGCUUUUCUGGGUGAACUUAAGACCCAGAUGACAUCAACAGUGAGAGAGCCCAAACUUCCGGUUCUGGCAGGGUGUCUGAAGGGACUGGCUUCGCUUCUGUGUAACUUCACUAAAUCCAUGGAAGAAGAUCCCCAGACUUCAAGGGAGAUUUUUGAUUUUGCACUAAAGGCAAUCUGUCCUCAGAUUGAUCUGAAGAGAUACGCGGUGCCUUUGGCUGGCUUGUCCAUAUUUACCCUGCAUGCAUCUCAGUUUAGCACCUGCCUCCUGGACAACUACGUCUCGUUAUUUGAAACACUGUCGAGAUGGUGUAGCCACACAAAUGUAGAACUGAAAAAAGCUGCAUAUUCAGCUCUGGAAUCUUUCCUGAAGCAGCUUUCUUUUAUGGUAGCGAACAACGCAGAGACGCACAGGAGUAAGCUGCGGUACUUCAUGGAGCAGUUCUAUGGGAUCAUCAGAAACGUGGACGCAAACAGCAAGGACUUGUGCAUCGCCGUUCGUGGAUACGGACUGUUCGCAGGGCCUUGCAAGGUUAUAAACCCAGAAGACGUUGGCAUCAUGUUCGUGGAGCUUGUUCAGCGCUGCCGGCAGCUGUUCCUCACCGAGACGGACACGGCCGAGGACCACGUCUACCAGAUGCCCAGUUUCCUCCAGUCUGUUGCCAGUGUCUUGCUUCACCUUGAUACGGUUCCUGAGGUGCACAUGCCAGUUCUGGAGCACCUCGUGGUCGUGCAGAUAGACAGUUUCCCCCAGUACAGUCCAAAAAUGCAGUUGGUGUGUUGCAAAGCCAUAGUGAAAGUUUUCCUGGCCUUGGCAGAAAAAGGACCAGUUCUCUGGAAUUGCAUUAGUACUAUGGUGCAUCAAGGUUUAAUCAGAAUAUGUUCUAAACCAGUGAUCCUUCAAAAGGGUGCUGAGCCUGAGUCCGAGGACCGCCGUGUGUCAGGGGAAGUUAGAACCGGCAAAUGGCGAGUGUCCACCUGCAAAGACUAUUUGGAUCUUUUUAGAAAUCUCCUGAGCUGUGACCAGAUGAUGGAUUCUCUUUUAGCAGAUGAAGCGUUUCUCUUUGUGAAUUCCUCCCUUCCAAGUCUGAAUCGUUUGCUGUAUGAUGAAUUUGUAAAAUCAGUUUUGAAGAUUAUCGAGAAAUUGGAUCUUACACUGGAAAAGCAGAGUGUUGGGGAACAAGAGGAUGAAAAUGAAGCUGCUGGUGUUUGGGUGAUCCCAACUUCAGAUCCAGCUGCUAACUUGCGUCCUGCUAAACCUAAAGAUUUUUCAGCUUUCAUCAACCUGGUGGAAUUUUGCAGGGAGAUUCUUCCUGAGAAACAUGUAGAAUUUUUUGAGCCAUGGAUAUGCUCCUUUGCAUAUGAAUUAAUUCUGCAGUCUACACGGUUGCCAUUCAUUAGUGGUUUCUACAAAUUGCUAUCUAUUGCUGUGAGAAAUGCCAAGAAAAUAAAAUAUUUUGAGGGUGUUGGCCCAAAGAGUCAGAAACAGUCUCCUGAGGACCCAGAAAAGUCUUUUUGCUUUGCUUUGUUUGCAAAAUUUGGUAAAGAGGUGUCAGUUAAAAUGAAGCAGUACAAAGAUGAACUCCUGGCCUCCUGUUUGACCUUUGUCCUGUCCCUGCCACAUGACAUCAUCGAACUUGAUGUCAGCGCCUAUGUCCCUGCCUUGCAGAUGGCUUUUAAACUGGGCCUGAGCUAUACCCCACUGGCAGAAGUCGGCCUGAAUGCCCUAGAAGAAUGGUCAGUUUACAUCGGCAAACAUGUAAUUCAGCCCUAUUAUAAGGACAUUUUACCCAGCCUUGAUGGAUAUCUGAAAACUUCAGCCUUAUCAGAUGAGACCAGGAGUAACUGGGAAGUGUCAGCACUCUCUCGGGCCGCCCAGAAAGGAUUUACUAGAGAUGUGUUAAAGCAUCUGAAAAGGACAAAGAACAUUUCAUCACAUGAAGCGCUGUCCUUAGAAGAAAUACGGGUUCAAGUCGUGCAAGUGCUUGGCCGUCUUGGGGGACAGAUCAGCAAAAACCUCAUAACAGCAGUGUCCCCCGAGGAGAGGGCCAGGCGCUGUGUGGCCUGGGACAGAGAGAGGAGGCUCGGCUUCGCGGUGCCCUUCGCGGACAUGAAGCCCAUCAUCCACCUGGAUCCAUUCCUGCCGCGCGUCACAGAGCUGGCACUCUCGGCCGGCGACAGACAAACUAAAGUUGCAGCCUGUGAACUUCUGCACAGCAUUGUCAUGUUUAUGCUGGGAAAAGCCACUCAGAUGCCUGACAGUGGCCUGGGCCCCCCACCCAUGUACCAGCUCUAUAAGCGCACUUUUCCUGUGCUGCUUCGACUGGCAUGUGAUGUAGAUCAGGUGCCGAGGCAACUGUAUGAACCUCUAGUUAUGCAGCUGAUUCACUGGUUCACCAACAAUAAGAAAUUUGAGAGUCAGGACACUGUUGCCUUACUAGAAACAAUACUGGAUGGAAUUGUGGACCCAGCUGACAGUACUUUAAGAGAUUUUUGUGGUCGGUGUAUUCAAGAAUUCCUCAAAUGGUCCAUUAAGCAGACAACACCGCAGCAGCAGGAAAACAGUCCAGUAAACACCAAAUCACUUUUCAAGCGACUGUACAGCUUUGCACUUCACCCCAAUGCUUUCAAGAGACUGGGAGCAUCACUUGCUUUUAAUAAUAUCUACAGGGAAUUCAGGGAAGAAGAGUCUCUGGUAGAACAGUUUGUGUUUGAAGCCUUGGUGACGUACGUGGAAAGCCUGGCCUUAGCACAUGCGGAUGAGAGGUCCUUAGAUCUCCUUCAGCAAUCUCUGUUUGUGGUGAGAGCAGGCACGGCUCCACAAUGCUGCGAAGCUAUCGACCACCUGGAGCGCAUCGUCGAGAAGAAGCACGUUUCUUUAAACAAAGCAAAAAAGCGACGCUGUCCCCGAGGCUUUCCACCUACGGCAUCCUUGUGUUUAUCGGACGUGGUCCAGUGGCUUUUCGCCAAUUGUGGGAGGCCCCAGACAGAAUGUCGACACAAAUCCAUAGAACUCUUUUAUAAAUUUGUUCCUUUGUUGCCAGGCAACAAAUGCCCUUCCCUGUGGCUGAGAGACCUGGUCCAGAAGGAAGGCGUUUCCUUCCUCGUAAGCGCAUUUGAGGGGGGAGGCGCCUGCAAUCCGCCCGCCGGCAUCCUCGCCCAGCCCACCCUCCUCCAGCCGCACGGGCCGUUCAGCCUGCGUGCCGCGCUGCAGUGGAUGGACGCGCUGCUGGCCGCGCUGGAGUGCUACAACACCUUCCUGGGCGCAGGGACACUUGGUGCCGCCCAGCUCCUGGAUGCUGAAACACAGUCUUCACUUUGGAAAGCAGUGGCUUUCUUCUUAGAAAGCAUUGCUCUGCAUGAUAUUACGGCUGCAGAAAAGUGCUUUGGUGCCAGGGCCGCAGGUGACAGACCCAGCCCACAGGAAGGAGAAAGAUACAGUUACAGCAAAUGCACGGUGGUGGUCCGGGUCCUGGAGUUCUCCACAACGCUGCUUGGCACCUCCCCUGACAGCUGGAAGCUCCUCGGGAAGGAUUCGUGCAGCGCAGACCUUACGAAGCUCCUGGUGAGAACGCUGUGUGCGCCCUCGAGCGUGGGCUUCAACGUCGGGGACUUCCCGGUGAUGGACCACCUCCCCAGUGUGUGCGUGGGCCUGCUGAGGGCCCUGAAGACGUCCCCGCACCGUGCUGCGCUGGAGGCGUGCCUCAGGGAGGAGGUCACGGCAUGGAGCAUUGAGGAGCUCUGCGCUGUUGACCUUUAUGGCCUGGACGCUCACGUUCAUAGGGCCAAGCUGGCGUCUGUCGUGUCGGCUUGCAAGCAGCUUCACGGGGCUGGCUUUCUGCAUGUUGUAGCACCAUCGCAGUCUGCAGAUGAGCAGCAUUCUCUCGGCACAAAGCUUCUCUCCUUGGUUUAUAAAAGCAUCGCACCUGGAGUCGAAGGGCAGUGCCUGCCCUCACUGGACCCCAGCUGCAAGCGGCUCGCCAAUGGACUUCUGGAGUUGGCCUUUGCUUGUGGAGGACUGUGUGAGCACCUGGUGGGUCUUCUCCUGGACACGGCGGUGGUGUCCAUGCCAUCCUCAGGAGGGUCCCAGAGGAACAUCAUCAGCUUCUCUCACGGACAGUACUUCUACAGCUUGUUCUCAGAAACAAUCAACACUGAACUGUUGAAAAAUCUAGAUGUUGCUGUAUUGGAGCUCAUGAAGUCAUCUGUGGAUAAUCCCAAAAUGGUGAGUGCCGUUCUGAAUGGUCUGUUGGAUCAGAGCUUCCGGGACCGAGCCAGUCAGAAGCACCAAGGCCUGAAACUGGUGGGUACCAUCCUGCAGAGCUGGAGGAGCUUCGGCCCGUGGUGGGCCAGGGACGCUGCCCCGGACAGUAAACUGGCCGUGCUGACCUUACUGGCAAAAAUUCUGCAGAUUGAUUCAUCUGUAUCUUUUAAUACAAAUCACAGUGCAUUCCCAGAAGUUUUUACAACAUAUGUUAGUCUACUUGCUGAUCCGAAUUUGGGUCUACAUUUAAAGGGCCAGGCUGUGACUCUGCUCCCUUUCUUCGUCGAUCUCACUGGAGGCCACCUGCAGGAGCUGAAGCACGUUCUCGGGAAGCUCAUUGUUUCUAACUUCCCUAUGAAGUCUGAAGAGUUUCCCCCUGGGACCCUGCGGUACAACAACUACGCGGACUGUGUGAGGAAGCUUCUGGAUGCGUUGGAGUUAUCUCAGAGUCCCGUGUUGUUGGAGUUGAUGACAGAAAUGCUUUGUCGGGAACAGCAGCAUGUUUUGGAAGAAUUAUUUCAAUCCACUUUCAGGAAGGUAGCCGGAAAGAGUCCAUGUGCAACACAGUUAGGCCUUCUGGAUAGUGUGCACGGGAUGUUCAGGCGGGAUGACCUGCUUCCCAGCGUCACCCGCCAGGCGGCUGUGGACCGAGUCCUCCUCACCUUGCUGUGGCACUGUGACCUGAAUGCUUUGAGGGACUUCUUCUGCAGAGUUGUGGCGGACGCCAUUGAUGUGUUGAAGUCCAGAUUUAUAAAGCUGAAUGAAUCUUCCUUUGAUACUCAAAUCACCAAGAAGAUGGGCUACUAUAAGAUGCUCGAUGUGAUGUACUCUCGUCUUCCGAAAGACGAUGUUCACUCCAAGGGAUCUAAAAUCAAUCAAGCGUUCCACGGCUCGUGUGUCACAGAAGGAAAUGAACUUACAAAGACCCUUAUUAAGCUGUGCUACGACGCCUUCACGGAGAACAUGGCGGGGGAGGCCCAGCUGCUGGAGCGCCGGCGGCUGUACCACUGUGCCGCCUACAACUGCGCCAUCGCCGCCAUCCGCUGUGUCUUCACCGAGCUCAAGUUUUACCAGGGCUUCCUGUUCAGUGAGAAGCCGGAGAAGAACUUGCUCAUUUUUGAAAAUCUGAUAGACCUGAAGCGCUGCUACACGUUUCCCAUAGAAGUGGAGGUUCCUAUGGAAAGAAAGAAGAGGUACAUUGAAAUUAGGAGAGAAGCCAGGGAAGCAGCUAAUGGGGACUCAGGCGGCCCGUGUUAUAUGUCUUCCUUGUCAUAUCUGGCAGACAGUAGCCUGAGUGAGGAAAUGAGUCAGUUCGACUUCUGCACUGGAGUUCAGAGCUACUCGUAUGGCUCCCAAGACCCUCAGUCCACCGCCGGCCGUUUCUGGAGACGGGAACGUCCAGACCCCGAGGUCCCAGGCGACGUGCUGGAGCUGGAGAUGGACGAGCUAAAUCGGCACGAGUGCAUGGCCCCCAUGGCGGCGCUGGUCCGGCACAUGCAGAGGCUGCAGGCCGCUCGGCCAGGAGAGGGUUCAGUGCCAAGAAGUCUUCCUCCAUGGAUGAAAUUUCUUCACGACAAACUAGGAAAUCCAUCAGUAUCAUUAAAUAUCCGUCUCUUCUUAGCCAAGCUUGUUAUUAAUACAGAGGAAGUCUUCCGGCCUCACGCGAAGCACUGGAUCGGCCCCCUGCUGCAGCUGGUGGUCUCCGAAAACAGCGUUGGGGGCGGGAUCCACUACAUGGUGGUGGAGAUCGUGGCCACGGUUCUCUCGUGGACGGGAGUAGCGACUCCUGUGGGGGUCCCCAAAGAUGAAGUGUUAGCAAAUCGAUUGCUUCAUUUUCUAAUGAAACACGUUUUUCAUCAAAAAAGAGCUGUGUUUCGACAUAACCUUGAAAUUAUAAAGACGCUUGUUGAGUGCUGGAAGGAUUGUUUAUCCAUCCCUUACAGGUUAAUGUUUGAAAAGUUCUCCAGCAAAGAUCCUAAUUCUAAAGACAAUUCCAUAGGAAUUCAGUUAUUAGGCAUUGUAAUGGCCAAUGACUUGCCUCCAUACGACCCAAAAUGCGGCAUAGAAAGCGUGAAGUACUUCCAACCUUUGGUCAAUAACAUGUCCUUUGUCAAAUAUAAAGAGGUGUAUGCGGCAGCAGCAGAAGUUCUGGGACUCAUUCUUCGAUAUCUAACCGGGAGAGAAAAGAGCUUAAUCUUCCAGACGCUGGAGGAGUCUGUGUGCGAACUGGUGGUAAAGCAGUUGCAGCGGCUUCAGCACGCGGCGGAGGACAAAUUUAUCGUGUGCUUGAACAGAGCCGCCAAGAACUUCCCUCCUCUUGCCGACAGGUUCAUGAGCUCUGUGCUUCUCCUGCUGCCGCGGGCCCACGGCGUGAUGAAGACGCUCUGCCUGGAGGUGGUGCUGUGUCGUGCAGACGAGAGGGCGGACCUGUACCUGCAGUUAGAGAGCAGGGGUUUCGCGCAGCUCAUGAGGCACAGAGACGACGAGAGACAGAAAGUGUGUUUGGACAUAAUUUACAAGCUGAUGGCAAGACUGAAGCCCGUGGAGCUCCGGGUACUCCUGAGCCCUGUGGCGGAGUUCCUGUCUCACCCCUCCGCUCUGUGCCGGGAGCAGAUGUACAACAUCCUCAUGUGGGUUCACGACAACUACCGCGAUCCAGAGAGUCAGGCAGAUGAUGACUCCCAGGAAGUAUUCAAGUUGGCGAAAGACGUGUUGAUCCAAGGAUUGACCGACGAGAAUCCCGGCCUUCAAUUAAUGAUUCGGAACUUCUGGAGCCACGAGACUAGGCUGCCGUCAAACACCUUGGACCGCUUGCUGGCCCUAAAUUCCUUAUAUUCUCCUAAGAUAGAAGUGCACUUCUUAAGUUUAGCGACAGAUUUUCUGCUUGAAAUGACCAGCAUGAGCCCCGACUUCCGCAGUCCCGUGUUUGAGCACCCUCUGUCGGAGUGUGAGUUUCAGGAGUAUUCUAUUGAUCCCGACUGGCGCUGUCGGAGCGCGGUCCUCACGCCGAUGUUCCUGGAGACCCAGGCCUCCCAGAGCGCACUCCAGACCCGGACGCAGGAUGGGCCCCUCUCGGCUCGGCGGGCGCUGGCCGGGCAGGUCCGGGCCACCCAGCAGCAGCUCGACUUCACACCCACACAGAGUGCAGGGGGAAGAGGCUCCUUCCACUGGCUGACGGGGGGCAGCAUCGACCCGCUGGGGGACGGCUCGGCCCCCGCCGCUGAGUCCUCGUCCUCGUCCUCGUCCUUGCUGUUUGCCCACAAGAGGCCUGAGGGGUUGCGCGGGGCAGCCCCGAAGUCAGUGGGACCCGACUUCGGGAAGAAAAGGCUGGGCCUCCCAGGGGACGAGGUGGAUAACGGAGCGAAAGGUCCAGACAGUCGGGCAGAAAUACUGCGAUUACGCAGACGGUUUCUAAAGGACCGAGAAAAACUGAGUUUGAUUUAUGCCAGGAAAGGUGUUGCUGAGCAAAAGCGAGAGAAGGAGAUGAAGAGUGAGCUAAAAAUGAAGCGCGAGGCCCACGUCGUCCUGUACAGAAGUUACCGUCGCGGAGACCUCCCCGACGUCCAGAUCCCGCACAGCAGCCUGGUCGCCCCCUUGCAGGCUGUGGCCCAGAGGGAUCCGCUCAUCGCGAAGCAGCUCUUCAGCAGCCUGUGCUCCGGGAUCCUCAAGGAGCUGGACAAGCACAGUACCGCGUCUGAGAGGCGUGGUGCCACCCAGAAGCUGCUGCAGGACUUCACUCACUUGCUCAGCACCACCGUCCUCUUCUUCCCGCCGUUCGUGUCCUGCAUCCAGGAGGUCAGCUGCCGACACGCCGACCUGCUGAGCCUGGACCCGGCCGUGGUCAGCGGCGCCGGCCUGGCGGGCCUGCAGCAGCCGGGGGCCAUCCACCUGCUGGAGGAAGCGCUGCUGCACCUGCUGCCCCAGGAGCCGCCCGCCAAGCGCGCCCGGGGCAGGCCCGGCCUCCCCGCCGGCGGCGGCAGAUGGAUGGAGCUCGCCAGGCUGUACAGGUCGAUUGGAGAGUAUGACACCCUCCGUGGUAUUUUCAGCAGUGAGAUAGGAACAAAGCAGGUCACACAGGACGCGUUAUUAGCAGAAGCGAGAAGUGAUUAUUCUGAAGCUGCACGGCUGUAUAACGAGGCCCUCAAUAAACAAGAGUGGGCAGACGGUGAGCCCACGGAAGACGAGAAGGACUUUUGGGAACUUGCAUCCCUCGAGUGUUACAACCAGCUUGCCGAAUGGAAGUCGCUGGCGUACUGCUCCACGGCCAGCGCUGACGGCGAGGGUGCCCCAGAUCUCAGCAAGAUGUGGAGUGAACCCUUCUAUCAGGAGACCUGCCUGCCACACAUGAUCCGCAGCAGGCUCAAGUCCCUGCUCCGUGGGGAGGGCGACCAGGCCCUGCUGACCUUCGUGGACGAGGCGGUGACCUCGGAGCUGCGGAGGGCCCUGCUCGAGCUCCGCUACAGCCAGGAGCUGAGUCUCCUCUACCUCCUGCAAGAUGACGUCGACAGGGCCGAGUAUUACAUCAGAAACUGCAUUCAGAUGUUUUUGCAGAAUUAUUCUAGUAUUGAUGUCCUUUUACACAGAAGUAGACUCACCAAAUUGCAGUCUGUGCAGACUUUCAUAGAAAUUCAGGAGUUCAUCAGCUUUAUUAGCAAACAAGGCAAUAUGUCAUCUCACCUUCCCCUUAAGAGGCUUCUAAAAACCUGGACAAGUAGAUAUCCGGAUGCUAAAAUGGACCCCAUGAACGUCUGGGAUGACGUCAUCACGAAUCGAUGUUUCUUUCUCAGCAAAAUAGAGGAGAAGCUCCCUCUCCUUCCGGACGACGGUGGUGUGAGUGAGGAUGCGGACGGGGUGGGCGUGGAGGCCGUGGAGGAAGACGCUCGGUCUCUGAUCGCGAGCUGCAGGUUCUCCAUGAGGCUGCGGAUGGUGGAGAGUGCGCGGAAGCAGAAUAAUUUCUCGCUUGCCUUGAAACUGCUGAAGGAGCUGCACAGAGAGUCAAAGACACGGGAGGACUGGCUCGUGAGGUGGGUGCAGAGCUACUGCCGGCUGAGCCACAGCCGGGCCCGGGCCCAGCGCCGGCCCGAGCAGCUCUGCGCGAUGCUGAGGACGGUGUCGCUGCUGGCAGGUGAGAACACGUCAAGCUACUUGAGCAGAAAUGUUGCGGCUUCCCGUGACCAUAACGUUCUCGUGGGUACAACGUACAGGAUCAUGGCCGAUGCUCUCAGCAGCGAGCCCCCCUGCCUCGCUGGGAUCGAGGAGAGCAAGGCCAGGAGCGUCGUGGAGCUCUCGGGAUCCAGUUCAGAGGAUGCCGAGAAGGUUGCGGCAGGCCUGUACCAGAGAGCAUUCCAGCACCUUUCCGAGGCCGUGCGGACAGCGGCACAGGAGGAGGCCGGGCGCCCGGCGUGGGGCCAGGAGCCUGCGCGCGGGCUGGUGGCGGCUUGCCUGGCGCUGGUGGAGUUCUGUGACCAGCGGCUCCGCAAGCAGGAGGAGGGCCCCCCCGUCCUGGACGCUGCAGAGCUGCACACGUAUCCAGCCCUCGUGGUGGACAAAAUGCUGAAAGCUCUGAAGUUACACUCGAGCGAGGCCCGGCUGAAGUUCCCCAGACUCCUCCAGAUUGUCGAGCAGUAUCCAGAGGAGACCCUGAGCCUGAUGACCAGAGAGAUGUCUUCCAUUCCUUGCUGGCAGUUCAUCGGCUGGAUCGGCCACAUGGUGGCCCUGCUGGACAAGGAGGAGGGGGUCGCCGUCCAGCGCACCGUGGCGGACAUCGCCGACCACUACCCGCAGGCCAUCGUGUACCCGUUCACAAUAAGCAGUGAAAGCUAUUCCUUCAGAGACACUUCUGCUGGCCAUAAGAGCAAGGACUUUGUGGCCAGGAUUAAAGCUAAGUUAGAUCGAGAAGGAGUGGUUCAGGACUUCAUUAACGCCCUGGAGCAGCUCUCCAGCCCUGAGAUGCUCUUUAAGGACUGGACGGAGGACAUCAAGCUUGAACUAGAAAAGAACCCCGUAAAUAAGAAGAACAUUGAGAGGAUGUAUGAGAGAAUGUACGCAGCCUUGGGAGACCCACAGGCUCCGGGUGUCGGGAGUUUUCGAAGGAGGUUUAUCGAGGCUUUUGGGAAAGAAUUUGAUACCCACUUUGGGAGAGGAGGCUCUAAGCUCCCUGGCAUGAAGCUCCAGGACUUCUGCACCGUCACCAGCUCGCUGCUCGGGAGGAUGAGCAGGGGCUCGAAGGCACCGGGGAACCUGAAGGAGCUCUCGCCCUGGAUGAGCAGCUUCAGGGCCGAAUUCCUGAGGGAUGCGCUCGAGGUUCCUGGUCAGUACGACGGCAGAGGGAAGCCGGUGCCCGAGUACCACGCCCGCAUCGCCGGCUUCGACGAGCGGGUGAGAGUGAUGGCCUCGCUCAGGAGACCGACGCGCAUCGUGGUCCGCGGGCACGACGAGCGGGAGUACCCCUUCCUGGUGAAGGGCGGGGAGGACCUGCGGCAGGACCAGCGCGUCCUCCAGCUGCUCCAGGUCAUGAACGGGCUGCUCGCCCGCGACGCUGCCUGUGGCCAGCGGGGCCUGCAGGUGACGACCUACCGCGUGGUGCCCAUGACCUCCAGGUUGGGGCUAAUUGAAUGGAUCGAAAGCACCUGCACCUUAAAGGAGCUCCUUCUGAACAGCAUGUCACGGGAGGAGAAGGCGGCCUACACCAGUGACCCCCGGGCACCAGCGUCUGAGUAUAGAGACUGGCUGAGGAGGAUGUCGGGAAGGUGUGACCCCGGGGCCUACGCGCUCAUGUUCAAGGGGGCCAGUCGCACUGAGACAGUCACAUCUUUUAGAGGAAGAGAGAGUCAAGUGCCGGCUGAUCUCCUAAAGCGGGCCUUCCUGAAGAUGAGCACCGGCCCCGAGGCCUUCCUGGCUCUCCGCAGCCACUUUGCCAGCUCCCACGCACUCCUGUGCAUCAGCCACUGGAUCCUGGGCAUCGGAGACAGGCAUCUGAACAACUUGAUGGUGAGCUUGGAGACGGGCGGCGUGAUUGGGAUCGACUUCGGACAUGCGUUCGGAUCAGCCACCCAGUUUCUGCCGGUCCCUGAGCUGAUGCCUUUCCGUCUGACUCGCCAGUUUAUCACCCUGAUGCUACCACUGAAAGAAACGGGGCUCGUGGGCAGCACCAUGGUGUGUGCGCUGAGGGCUUUCCGCUCGCGCCCAGACCUGCUCACCACCGCCAUGGACGUGUUUGUGAAGGAGCCGUCCUUUGACUGGAAGAAUUUUGAACAGAAAAUGCUAAGAAAAGGAGGAUCAUGGAUUCAAGAAGUAAAUGUAACUGAAAAAAACUGGUAUCCCCGGCAGAAGAUACAUCACGCUAAGAGAAAGUUAGCAGGUGCCAAUCCAGCAGUUAUUACCUGUGAUGAGUUACUUCUGGGCCAUGAGAAGGUGCCUGCCUUUGAGCAUUACAUCGCUGUAGCACAAGGAAGCAGAGAUCACAACAUUCGUGCCCAGGAGCCAGGCAGUGGGCUUUCAGAAGAGGCCCAGGUGAAGUGCUUGAUUGACCAGGCAACAGACCCCAACAUCCUCGGCAGAACUUGGGAAGGGUGGGAGCCCUGGAUGUGAGGUCCCGGGGAGUCAGCAGAGAAAGGGCAUGCGUGUGGAGAGAGUGUCCUAAACUUUGAUCCAAGCAAUCAGUGGGCUCAUCGUCCCUAAGCACCGGAGUUGUGUGGCGAGUUUAAUCAAGGUUGUGAUGAAGAAGUGAAUGCUGGCGUGGGUGAAUGGCUAGGCCGUAAUCAAAGGUUAGGUCAGAGUCAGAAUGGAUGUAGAAGGGCAGGCUCGUGCAAGCACCGAACCAAGACCGUAGCAGACUGCGAGUGCUCUGAGCGGACCGAGAACUGUGGUGGUUCAUUGUGCACCUGAGCGUUCUGCGACCGUGCCUCACGGCGCCGUGGAAGUCACACCCAGAAGACUUUGUCCCGGAGACUUUGUGAGAGUCAUAUUAGCAGCACAGGAAUAAGAACAGGUCAGGCUAUGAUUAUGGCUUCUUAUAUUUAGAAAUAAUUGUACUUGCCGUUUUAGGAUAUUUUUGUAGGUUUUUUCCUUUUACAUUUUUCUCUUCUAGUUUUGACAUUUUACGAUAGAACUGUUCUCUAGAAGAGAAAGUAUUUAGGAGAGAGAAAAACCUUGGUCUUAGCACUCACUUUUGCUACUCUGAUCACAACGGGAAGGUGGACAAAAGAGCUUUGCAUCCCAGACUCAGGAAAGCUUCAGAAAUUCCAAGUAUGAAAGUAGGGAUAGCACUAAGCAUUCCAGUUCUAGGAAAAUAAAAGAAAUCCCUGUUUGAAAUGAACCCUUAUUUGGAGAUAAAACAUGCAUUCUAGAGCGGCCAGAUCAAGUUACAGAAACAGCUUCCUCUCCACUCAGAGAGCCUCUGUCCCCACCCCAGUCGUCCCCACCUGGAGCCGAUUUCAGGUUGGCUUCGAGCUUUUUGUUACUGUUUUUUUCAAACAUUUCUAGUUAGAAACUCUUGUAUGAUUUUAGGAAAUAGUAAAUCUUAAGACUAAGGAACAUUAGAAGUUUUUUUCCUGAAGUAGUAUAUAGCUUUUAUGCAGUUACACAAGCAAACAUUUCAUCUUAUAAUUAUUUCAUUCUAUUACUUGACAAACUUAUUCUGAUAGAUACAGGUUGAAUGCAUUAUGGCAUUAAUAAAAAACGUUUAUGGGGACUUCCCCAGUGGUCCAGUGGUUAAGAUUCUGUGCUUCCACUGCACGGGGCGCAGGUUCGAUCCCUGGUCGGGGAACUGAGACAUCCAGCAUGCUGCGCAGCAUGGCUGAAACAUUUAAAGAAAAAAAAACAAAACAUUCCAAGUUCCCUUAGGACGGGACGCCUACACAUAGCUUCUAAUCGACAAAAUAAAAUCGUGGGGAAAGAGUAAAGAUGUAAACUUUAAACACUUUCUAAAAUAAAAAUUAUUCCAUCAACUUGCAAGAA
Molecule: messenger RNA, 13861 nt
Organism: Balaenoptera acutorostrata (minke whale)
Lineage: Eukaryota; Metazoa; Chordata; Mammalia; Artiodactyla; Balaenopteridae
Gene: PRKDC
Product: protein kinase, DNA-activated, catalytic subunit
Exons: 86
Coding region: 50-12493 (4147 amino acids)
Biological process (GO): double-strand break repair via nonhomologous end joining; intrinsic apoptotic signaling pathway in response to DNA damage; immunoglobulin V(D)J recombination
Cellular component (GO): nucleus
Molecular function (GO): DNA-dependent protein kinase activity; protein binding
Source: RefSeq, a predicted model, not a curated record